Molecule: messenger RNA, 1081 nt
Organism: Anoplophora glabripennis (Asian longhorned beetle)
Lineage: Eukaryota; Metazoa; Arthropoda; Insecta; Coleoptera; Cerambycidae
Exons: 3
Coding region: 454-969 (171 amino acids)
Source: RefSeq, a predicted model, not a curated record
UGUCAAAUUUCAAAACAAAGGUGUCAAAUUACAAAACACGGUGUCAAAUUACAAAACAUGGUGUCAAAUUACAAAACACCGUGUCAAAUUACAAAUCGUGGUGUCAAAUUACACAGCAUGGUGUCAAAUUACAUUUUUUGCUUACUCAGCAGGAAAUGGAAUCAAAUUACAAAGCACGGCGUCAAAUUACAUUUUUUGCUAACUCAACAGGAAAUGGUGUCAGAUCACAAUUCUCAAAGAAUAACUAUGUAACAAUAUUUUAGCUGACAUCAAAGAGUUAAGUGACCUGUACAGUUCAACGGAAUUCGCCGGAUGUUCGUAUUACUGUGUAAGUUGCAACAAUUUGAUAUAUAAGUUUACUGAAUUCGUUAAAUAUUAUUCAGUCUUCUACAAGCUGAAUAACAACAACGUCUAACGUCUCUCUGUACUAAAGUUAAUUUUUUUAACAUCAUCAUGUGCUCAUCUCUAUCCGAAGAGGCCCGCCUGGAGCUACAAGAGAUGUGCGUGGCAAGUGGUCCUGCAAUCGAUGCCGCCAUAAAUGAAGCAAUAUCUGAUGAACAACUUGAUUUCGCCAUCGACGCAAUUAUCGAUAUGGAGGCUUCGGUGCCAAGCGGUUCAUCAAAGGCGGCGGCGGCGGCUAAAAGAAAGAUAGAGGAUGACGAUGAUGAUGAUUUUCAAAAUCCUCCGGCAUCUCACGAAGCUCCACUUCCUUCCAGAGGCAAAAAUAUGCAUCUGGCAAGGAAGAACAUGAGGCCAUCUUCGUCCGUCCGGUCGCUGUCACCAACGCUGUCCACCUCUUCAUCCACCACCUCGGACGAUUCCGAGGAUUGGUUAGAGAUCAUAAAUGAAGAGCUACAGCGGAGGGCGGAAUUCCGUCAGAGAGUGGACGGCAAAAUGAAUAGUAUAAAAAAGAAAAUUAAAAGCACCGAAGACCUCAUAUCCCGCAUCAAGGGGGAAAAAAAUCGCUGAGGGUUCACAGAGAGACCCUCAGGGAACAGAUUCGGCUCCUUGAUGCGCAGGAGCUCUCCCUCGAUAGGAAGGAGCGGUCUGCCAACGAGGCAAAGAAAAAAUAUGAGGUCAU